This is a messenger RNA of Cloeon dipterum, 1698 nucleotides long. RefSeq lists its product as uncharacterized. The record is from RefSeq and is a predicted model, not a curated record. Gene Ontology annotation, biological process: neurogenesis. Bases 170 to 1594 code for a protein of 474 amino acids. The transcript has 6 exons. NCBI's taxonomy places the organism in Eukaryota, Metazoa, Arthropoda, Insecta, Ephemeroptera, Baetidae. Gene Ontology annotation, molecular function: protein binding. Gene Ontology annotation, cellular component: cytosol.
UGUCCCGCCAUUUUUCUUCUCUCUACAAAAAUUGGUACAGAACCAAAGCAAUUUUGCGACCGUCAAUGCGUCAAUUAAAAAGUAGAGACUGUGACUGCUAGCUGCUUCUGUUGAAAACCAGAACCGUGUUGCUUCUUUACUACUCCCUCAUCCUCAGAUAGCACGCAUCAUGGCCGAUGAGAGGCAGGUGACUAUGGCCACGAAGAAGCUGAAGGCCCUGAAGGAAGGGAUCGUGACCGACGUGGUCUUCCUCGUCGGUGUGACUGAUGCCACCGCGCAGGAGAUUCGAGCCAUUCGGUCAGACCUCGUGGUGAGCAGCGAGUUCUUCGUGAGCCUGCUGGACAGCCCUCUGACCUUGAAACGCGACGGGAAAAUCAGGCUGAAAAACAUUGAGCCAAAGAUCUUUCAACUGCUCAUCGAGUUUACUCACCUGAGUGGACAGCUGGUGUCCGAAGUGGACAGUCUUGACUGUUGCCUCAAGUUGGCGUUGGCCGCUGAUGAAUACAUGAUCGACGACCUUGGACCUGUGUGCUCCAAGCUGCUCGAGGGCCAGUUCCUCACCGUGGACAACGUGUGGACAGCGCUGAGCCAGCAUGUCAGGGUGAAGGCCAUUUCCUCGGCUUGUCUCAAGAUUCUAGGCUCAAAGACGAGCGACUGUUUGAAGCAUCCGAGUUUUCUCGAGGCCAGUGAAGAAGCAGUGAAGCUUUUCUGCGGGUUGGAUAAGAUGAACAUCCAAUCUGAGUUGGAACUACUGGAAGCUUGUCUUAGAUACACAAAGAUCAAAGAAAAUCAAAGAGGAGUUUUUCGUCAAUGCUGUCUUCCUGGCCUUCGUCUUCUUGCUCUUGACUCUGCUGACCUUGCCAAGGUGUUUCCCAUGCUGACUCUUGAGGAAAAGACCAGCAUUGCGGCCUGGAAAAGCCCUCUGAUGGCUGCAGAGAAGCCUAAACUCGCGUCUGGCCUCUGUCCGAUCUCAAAUGCGAGGUCGGAUAUCACCGGAGGGCAGACGUUGAAUUUGGUUCCAGACAGUCAUGUUCUUGGCGUGAGAGAUGUUUUCUUGACUGAAUGCUUUGUAGCAUGUCCCGUUAUCGCAUAUGAACCUCAUCGGGACAGAUGCUGGGUUACACUUGAACUUUCCCCGAAAAGAAGCAUCAGAAUCUCUGGCUUUGAGAUCUUCAACAGCCUGGACUUGACCAACGAAGUUUUCGACAACAGUGCGGGUACGUUUGGAAGAGUCGUCGAAAUCACAUUAACCGUCGACAAUCGCCGCACCCUUUGGUCAUAUUCCCUCUCUGAUGAAGUGACAGUCCCAGAACUAUUUCCAUUUAAUGGCUGGACUUUCUUCAAGCACUCUGCUCUGGUUCCUGCUGGUAGUACUUUCACUUUGAAUGUACAAUUCAGUAGAAAUAGCUUCUUGAGGACUCAGAAGUUCACUAUGGAUCUGGUGAAGAGCACCAACUCGAGCGCUGCCUUUGAUGUCUUCAGUCAGAUUGGAAUUUUUUACAAUUCUAAAAUGUCUACUUACUUGCAGCAGGUGCUUCCAGCUGACACCAAGCUAUGCAUCUUCAAAUCAAUUAACUUCACUGCUGAGAUCUAAAUUGAGAUCGAUAUUUGACAAACAAUUUCAGCAUUCCUUUUUUUAGUUUGGAGAAAUAGUUAUUUGUCGUUCUUAAAGUCAAAUCACUCAUCUCGGAAAAUGAA